Messenger RNA from Pyrus x bretschneideri (Chinese white pear), 994 nucleotides. Its product is annotated as protein ARV 2. NCBI's taxonomy places the organism in Eukaryota, Viridiplantae, Streptophyta, Magnoliopsida, Rosales, Rosaceae. The record is from RefSeq and is a predicted model, not a curated record. The transcript has 9 exons. The coding region runs from base 83 to 781 and encodes 232 amino acids. Gene Ontology annotation, biological process: sterol metabolic process; intracellular sterol transport; sphingolipid metabolic process. Gene Ontology annotation, cellular component: Golgi apparatus; cortical endoplasmic reticulum.
UUAUCGAAGCCAAAGCCCAAACCCGGAAACAAGAAGAACCAGUGUUUCCAGAGUGCCCACAGAGAGAGGGGCACAGAGCGCCAUGGAGUACAGAUGUGUAGAGUGCGGCGGUCGCAUGACGACUCUGUUCGUCCAAUACUCUCCCGGAAACAUUCGUCUCAUGAAAUGCGGUAAUUGCAAGGCAGUUGCAGACGAGUACAUUGAAUGCGAACCCAUAAUUAUUCUAAUUGAUUUGAUUCUGCACAAGACCAAAGCUUAUACACAUUUACUCUAUAAUGUCAUCGACCCACAAGCUCCUUCUUUCCAGGGUUUAUUGUGGAAGUCGACUUUCGGGUUUCUUCUGCUGGAUGCUUAUAGGAGUCUCUUUUUGGAAAGAAGCAAGGAAGAAUGGGGCUUGUCCAUGAGCUUCGCCUCGUUACUUUGGAGAUUUCAAAAGAUGCUGAUGGAUAUCGUCUUUGGAAAUAUCAUGUUUCUUUCUACAUUUUUACUUGCUAUGAGGAUUCUUUUCAGCACAUUCCCUAGACCACUCAGGUAUAAAGAGCUUCUGCUUGCAAUAUUUAUUUCAAGUUACUUCAAGAUGUUUCUUAUUGCAAUGAUGGUCUGGGAAUGUCCUUCUGUGAUUUUGAUCGUUGAUUUAUUUGUUUUAUCAUCCAACACUGUGGCACUCAAAGUAAUAACUCGGUCAGCUAUGAGUAGAUGUAUAGCGGCCUGCUUCAGUGCUCAUGUGGUAAAGUUUUUGGUCACACAAAGGUGCUGGAGUUGGGAACUUUUUAGAUCUUAAAUCAUUGGUUGCCUAACUUUCCCUGUAUUGAAACGCAUAAUUUUUGUUUAGACUUUUGUAUUCUCAUUUAUUAUUCUUUUGAACAAAUAGAUCAAUAUUUUCUGCGAAGACAGCGGUGGUGUUAGACUGGCUGCUGUAAAAUGUGGUGUAAAUAUGUAAGAUGUGUGUCACAGUAAUGAAAUAGAGUGCAGUUUUUUAGCAUUCUACUAUAAA